AUGCGACUGAACGUGAUCACCCUGAGCAAUGCCAACGCCAGCGGUUCGGCAGCCGAUCUGAUGCAGUCCACGUUCGCCGUGGCCUUGCGGCACAAUCAACAGCGCUAUCCGGAACUGUACGAGAACUUCACCAAACUGGAUUUAUCCUGGCCCGCCGAUAUGCCCAUCUGUCGGCCGGUGGGCGAUGCCUGGGUGCCGCUCCAGAUGGCGAAAUGGUACAGCCACGGGAUGUUUAAUCGCCAAGGCGUCACGGUUGUUCUCAGUUCCGUGUGUGCUUACGCAUUCCCCACCAUCGCCGAUUUCUUGCGAGAGCUUGAUAUAGCAGUAUUACCAUGCGCAACCAGCGUAGCGAUUCGAAGAGACCGCUAUACAACAGCCGUGACGAUGUCCACCGCCUCCUUCAUUUUAUUUGGUCAGUCUGUGUGGUAUAUGAUGAAGAAGUUCAACUGGCGUUACGUGGUCAUUAUACGCGAUGAAUUCAAGAGAGUGCCGGGGUACGUUAAUUCUGGCCGUUCCCAGACCCAGUGCGAGGGGGUAACCAUGGACCUCAGCAAGCGCACCGAUGUCCAGUACCAACUGAUAACGUUCGAUUCAACGGCAGAGGAUUUUUCCGCUUAUGAUACUCUACGAACCGCCGCGUCGUACAGCCGCAUUAUUGUCUGCUGCACCCUUUUUAAAGCGAUGAGACGAAUAUUGGCCGCUGCUGCCGAGCUAAACAUGACCAACGGUGAAUAUGUAAGUUUAGCAUUUUCUGAAUAUUUCUACGGAUGCAUUGUCGAGAAAGAUCCUCUUGGGAAAAGCGCUUAUCAAUCCACGAUUUCCUUUGCCAAACAGGAGUUUUUAUACUUUUAUGAGGGACAAAUCCCCGCGGAGCCGCCGCUGGGAGACUGGAGACAAAAUGAUGACCUCGAUAAGGCAAUCAAUGCAGUCAUCGAGCGCGUACUGGUCAUUCGGACACCCGAGACCGACUGGUCGACGUUCUUGAACCGUUCAGACGAAAUUCUGCGCUACCGCGAGGCAGUGUUUGGAGCGCCUUACGACAUACAACACCUGUAUAACGACUUCUUCGUCUCCUGCACGAAUGCCGCUGAUCUAAUGUCCACGGUCCUAGAUGAAUUCCGCACGGGCAACGAAACAGAACAGGAUAGUCCUGCUUACCACUUGGACGCCGGACGAAUACUGAAAAAACUGCUAGGACAAUCGUACCGCUUGCCAUUCGAGAACGUCUCCAUUACGUCAAGCGGCGAGAAAGUACCAGUGGUCGUCAUACAGCAGUUCGAUCGCGUCAGCGGCAAAUUUCGUAACGUCUACGCAUACAAUUAUCUUACGAAAGCUUACGACCUGGUGGACGUUAGUCGCCCCAUCAAGUGGAAAUUGGGCGUAGCCCCGUUGGACCGGCCGGUGUGUGAUACAAACUGUAGCGGACUGUCAUCGAUAAUACCGACGGCCGUCGGUGUCGCGGUGGCGGGGAUCGUGCUGGUCGUUGGAGCAGCUGCCGGAUUGCUGCGGAGACAGCAGAAGCUGGAUAAGAGGCAACGAACAUGGUGGAUGGUGUCGGAAACGGAGUUCAUGCCCUUUAUGCCCAAAUCCCAUUCCUCAGAUAGCUUUACGGAAAGCGCGUCGUGGUCUGAUGUCACCGCUUUGCGGAGAGGCACAUAUCGCUCGACAGCCGGGCAACUAGUCAACCUCCGCGGGAGUCCCGCCUGGAAGCAACGGCUAUAUUGGACAACGAAUGCCCACCCUGUCUUGACGACGACAUUCCUUAAGUUGGUCUCAACGAUGCACAAAUUCGAUAACUGUUCCAAUCUGAACAGUCUUCUUGGUAUCUGCUUCACCACCAAAAUACCCAGUACAUUCUACACAGUGUGCAAGCGGGGCUCAAUCGAAGAUAUGAUUACUCAGCGCAAUCCGGACUGGAAUCUAAAGCUGUUCCUCAUACAAGACAUAAUCAGAGGGCUGACCUUUCUGCAUAAAUCUUCGUUAAAGAAGCACGGAAAUUUGAAAGGCUCAAAAUGUCUGCUGGAUAAACAGAUGGUGAUUAAGAUUUCCGAUUACGGACACGAAGAAUUAAGCCGCUCUCUGCAGUCCGUCGGUAAAAAAUUUGCUGCACCGCUGUAUGUCGUUCUGGAGCCGUUCUUUGCGCCGCAUUGCUGGAUGGCACCAGAAGUGCUGCGCGGUCACCCACCGACGCCGGAGAGCGACGUGUAUGCACUGGGCCUGAUCGCCCAUCAGAUUAUCAUGCACACGCAUAUAUACGGUCAGGACGGUGAAGGAACCGAUAGCGCUGUUUCUGAACACAUUUUGGAACAAAUCGCAGCCGGAUCAAAACCUUACUUCCGACCAUUGUUCCCACAGCUAUCUCAGAACAGAACGUUAGAGCGACUGAUUCCCCUGGUGCAAUCGUGUUGGGCGGAGGAACCAUCACAGCGACCACAAAUUGCAGAGGCCGCGCUGCGCUUCCGCCUGGCGACGGCCAGCGAAGGCAUGGAAGGGACCUUUCUCGACCGGAUCAUGCAGUGGCUGGAGAAGUACAAUCGCGUCCUAGAGCAGGAUGUCGCAGACCGAACCGCCCUACUGCUGCAUGAGCAGAAAAAAGCUGAUGAACUCCUCUGUCAAAUGCUUCCAGCGUCAGUGGUGAAAAAGCUGCGAACCGGGGAGACCGUGGAAGCCGAGUACGUGGAAGAAGUUAGCAUUCUGUUUUGCGACAUUAGCGGUUUCAAUACGUUCGUCGCAUCCUGUCUCCCGCAAGUGGUGUUGUCGUUCCUCCAUGAGGUGUAUUCGAUAUUUGAUGAAGUGUCGGUGGGAUUAUCGAUUUAUAAACUGGAGACCAUCGGAAGCAAUUAUGUGGCCGUAAGCGGACUGCUGGAGCGAAUAGGCAGCCGUCAUGCCGAUGAGAUCUGCCGCUUGGCCACCGUCCUUCUCAGUGCCUUCGAGCGUGUACGCAGCCACGAGAGUAUGCAGCUCUUGAUGGGCGUUCAUAGUGGGCCGGUAGCCGCUGGUGUUAUUGGACUGAAGAGACCGCGAUACUGCUUUUUCGGCGAUUCCGUCAACACGGCAGCACGCAUGCAGACCAGUAGUCAGCCGUCCCAGGUACACGUUAGUGUGGCCACCGUGGUCGUUGCUCAGCAAUUUGGCCAUGAGUUUAUCAGUCGCGGGAAAGUCCAUCUCAAGGGAAAGGGCAAUGUGACGACGUACUGGCUUCUACUUCAGCCGGAGCAACACGUCACAUCUAACGUUUGAGCGUAACAUUUUCCGGAGCAUCUAAGCGUCAGCAAGCAACAAUAGACUGUCCUAAUAUUUCUAGCAGUUGUGCAUUAUUUUCUCGAUAAUGUUAAACCU
Molecule: messenger RNA, 3339 nt
Organism: Paramacrobiotus metropolitanus
Lineage: Eukaryota; Metazoa; Tardigrada; Eutardigrada; Parachela; Macrobiotidae
Product: atrial natriuretic peptide receptor 2-like
Exons: 18
Coding region: 1-3240 (1079 amino acids)
Biological process (GO): cGMP biosynthetic process; receptor guanylyl cyclase signaling pathway; protein phosphorylation
Molecular function (GO): protein kinase activity; guanylate cyclase activity; ATP binding
Source: RefSeq, a predicted model, not a curated record